Molecule: messenger RNA, 1171 nt
Organism: Pundamilia nyererei
Lineage: Eukaryota; Metazoa; Chordata; Actinopteri; Cichliformes; Cichlidae
Gene: tomm6
Product: translocase of outer mitochondrial membrane 6 homolog (yeast)
Exons: 2
Coding region: 306-1100 (264 amino acids)
Cellular component (GO): mitochondrial outer membrane translocase complex
Source: RefSeq, a predicted model, not a curated record
ACAACCAGGAUGAUGGCAUCUUGGACCAACAAAGAAGAAACAGUGGACACAAAUAAACUCAUGAAACAGUUUUUAUGACGUGUUUUAGUUUGAAAACUUUUGUCUUGUUUACUUGUGUUAGAUCCAUUGACCUUUUGACCAUUUGUUAGUUUUUUUAAACCUUUCUUGUAAGUGUAGAUUACCUUUAAAAAAAAACCAUUUAAUUUUUGUGCUUGAUUCCCAGCUAAGCAGUUACUUUAAAUAGAAAUAUCUCUAGUCCUGCUGCUUGACUCCUCAGUCUCGUGUGACGUGAUUUUUAUGCAGUCAUGUCUGUUUCAGAGCUCUUUGUUGCUGCUGCUCGUAAAUAUCUGUCUGCUGGUAGAAAGUCCCUCUCUGCUCCUCAGAGUCUGGACCUGGCUUCACAGGUGUCAGCUGUAGAUUUGGGGUUGAAGCCUGCUGUUCUGUACGAUAUUAAUGGUGCCUGUGCAGAGCAAGUGAAGCACUAUCUGAGCUCUUUACAGUCUCUCCAGCUUGUGUCUAAAUCGCUUCUCACGCUGGAUUUAAAUGGAAAUGGUCUCAUUGUUAAUCCGGUCACAGUCAAGUCAAAUCUAGAGCAGGUUCUUCAUGACGGGAGCAGCGUCGCUGUGAUUGAUGUCUGCCACUCACAGGAAACUCCCACCGUCGCUGACCCACUGAGGGGAGACCUGAAGCGCAUGAUACAAGAUUUACUACUUCUACUGGGAGGGGUGCAGCAGCUUGAAGGGGUUGAGAGGCUUCUCAGUGGCGGAGAGAAAUGUGAGGAGUGGAACCUGUGCACUGUGUUUGGGCUCUUACUGGGUUACCCCGUCAUUUACUGGUUUGAUCACACUAAGAGUUUCGACAACUGUCUGUCCAUGACUCCCCUCACGGUGCUUACGGCUUCAGCAACAUGGCAGCCGGAUACUGCAGCUCACAGAUGUUGUCUGUAUUCCUUCAGUGUCCCGGCUGCUCUCCAAGAGGAGAUAAAGUCUGACCUGGAAACCUGGAAGCUCCGUCUGCAGCAGAGAUUUGAGCAGCAAAACCUCCUAAAAGAUCUCACGAUUAAUCAAUCUAUAGUCACACUGCCCUCAGUUUGUCUGUGAACAUGAUGUAAGUUUGUCUUUAAAGCAAAUGCUGUGGAUUAUUUAUGACCGUAAUAAACACUGUCAAAGCA